UCAGUUUAUAAUAAUUUGCCGGUUUUAUCUAAACUGUUUAUUGUCGGUUAUUCGUUAUUCGUUAUUAUAACACCAACAAGUGUAUAAUAUUAUAUUAUAGGUGCUCUUGCCGAUAUACCUACGCUAAACAAAUGAUUUUUUUUCACAUUAACAAGAAACUCCUGCUGAUGAAACUUCAUUAUUUCGUGGGAAUUGGUGGUUAUGCGCCACUUAUCCCAUUCAUGUCGACGAUAGCAAAACAACGUGGCUAUUCGUCGUUCAUCGUCGGUCUCGUUUUCGCCGUGAUGCCCAUUCCGGGGAUGUUGGCCAAAAUUAUUUUCGGAUCGCUUACGGACAAAUACAAUUGUCGCCGGUUGGUAUUUGUUUUAAGUGCAAUUUUAACGUCAUUAUUGGUGUUUAUAAUGUUGUUAAUACCUAACACGAAUACCAAUGAAGAAAUGGACGACUCGGAUGCGAUUAGGUCACCGCUGUUUUGGUUAUUUUGGACCACAGCCACGUUGUUUGCGACCACGGCUACGGUGAAGAAUGUUUUGGAGGAUACGAUUUGUAUGAAUCUAUUAGGUGAAAACAAACAUCAAUAUGGUGGACAGAGGUUGUGGGGAUCCAUUGGAUAUAGUUUGUUAGCCAUCGCUUCUGGUGUAUGUGUAGACUGGUAUAGCAAAGAACAAGAGUUCAAAAAUUAUACACCUUGUUUUGUAAUUGCAUUGAUGUGUUUCAUUUUGGAUAUAUUUGUGGUGUCGAACAUUGAGGUUGUACAAGAAAGUUCGUACACCAAUAAGGUGUCAUCGGAUGUCAAAAAAUUGCUAACUGAAUUCAGAAUUUUGGCCUUCAUCGUUUGGGUUGUGUUGUUUGGAUUUUUUGUUUCGUUCUUAUGGAACUUUUUAUUCUGGUACCUGGAAGACUUGUCGACUUUUUAUCAUCCUGAAACAAAAUCUUGGAUGAAGACGCUUCAAGGACUAGCUAUACUAAUUCAAUGCUUCGGUGGCGAAGUGCCUUCGUUCUUUCUAUCGGGUUAUAUACUGAAACGCGUAGGCCACAUGAACGUAUUUUCCAUAAUGUUCUUUGUGUACGCGUUGAUAUUUUUUCUAUUUUCAAUCAUCGAAAACCCCGUUUACGUUUUACCAGUCGAGAUACUCAGUGGCGUAGCGUUCGCGCUCUUCUACUCUGGAGCCAUCUCAUAUGCACAUCUUUCAACUCCUGCCGGUGCCGAAGGAACGUUUCAAGGAGUCGUCGGAACAGCUUUGACGGGAAUAGGAACGCCCAUUGGAAGCCUCGUUGGUGGCUACAUGUUCCAAAUUAUCGGAAGCAUUUCAUCAUUCAAAUUAUUAAGUGUGCUUGUGCUAAUCACGUGUAUCGUACAAAUCAUUGUUAAUCAGAUGAUAAUUCGUUUUUCGAAAAAUAGAAAUAUCAAAACAACUUCUCGCAGAGGUCAACCAGAAGUUGGCGUUGAUUUUACGUUAUAGUUUGUUGUAGUUUAUAAUUAUAAUAUGUUUAUAGAGUUUAGCUUCUAAAAUGUUUGAUUAAAGCCCAUUUUUUAUAUAUUUUUUACUUUGCAUGCACCUGUUGAAUGUUUAUACUCACUUUUGAGCCCAGAUAACAAAAAUAAUAUCUAGAUAAGAUAAAGAUAAUUUCGUUAACAAAUAUCUAGAUUUAGAUUCAGAUGAUAAUUUUUACUUUUAUCUAGAUAAAGAUAAAGAUACAUAUUUUUUUAUCUAGAUAUCAUAAUAGAUAUUUUUAUUUUUUGUUUAAAAUGCGCAAACAAUAAAUAUAUUGCUUAAUUAUUUUAUACAAAUACUUUUAGUAUUUUACUAUUUUAUGACCAUUAAUUUUAA
This is a messenger RNA of Metopolophium dirhodum (rose-grain aphid), 1832 nucleotides long. RefSeq names its product major facilitator superfamily domain-containing protein 6-like. The transcript is spliced from 7 exons. The coding region runs from base 132 to 1463 and encodes 443 amino acids. Gene Ontology annotation, cellular component: membrane. The record is from RefSeq and is a predicted model, not a curated record. Lineage: Eukaryota; Metazoa; Arthropoda; Insecta; Hemiptera; Aphididae. Gene Ontology annotation, molecular function: transmembrane transporter activity.